UUUCCUUUUUGGGACUAUAUCAUGUUAACUUAUUUUUAUUUUUCUCUCAUGUUACUAUGACUGUCAAAAAGUGAGCUUGAAGUACUUUUAAAUGGCAUCAAGAAUUGAUUUUCAGGUUUCCAAAGAAUUGCCGUAAGGAGAAUAUAAGAUUUAUCUAAAAUGGCUUAGCAAACGAAGCAGGAAUUGCUAACCAGAUGAAGGAUGCGUCCAAAUAAUUUGUUAUUUGGAAACAAAGGUGUAAUGAUAGGCUGCAAUGAACACAUUGGAUGGGAUCAUCGACACUGUUUCGGCGGUGCAUCCUAUUCUUCCAUUGCUUAUGUUGAUGAAAUCUCAUGGUAAGUUUGUUAUGGUUGGUGCAACAGAAAAACCGGUGGAGUUGCCUUUGUUUCCUCUACUUAUGGGAAGGAAGCUAGUGGCUGGAAGUUGCAUAGGAGGGAUGAAAGAGACUCAAGAAAUGUUGGAUUUUGCGGCAAAGCAUAACAUAACACCAAAUAUUGAAGCUGUGCCAAUGUACUACGUGAACACAGCGUUGGAACGUCUUCUGAAAUCGGAUGUGAAAUAUCGUUUCGUGCUAGACAUUGGCAAUACAUUGAACAAGAAAUGA
Molecule: messenger RNA, 604 nt
Organism: Solanum stenotomum
Lineage: Eukaryota; Viridiplantae; Streptophyta; Magnoliopsida; Solanales; Solanaceae
Product: probable mannitol dehydrogenase
Exons: 3
Coding region: 254-604 (116 amino acids)
Biological process (GO): lignin biosynthetic process
Molecular function (GO): cinnamyl-alcohol dehydrogenase activity
Source: RefSeq, a predicted model, not a curated record